AUGUCCUCCGCGCACGCGUCGUCGCUCUCCGCGCGCGUCCUUCGCCGACUCUCGACGACGACGACGACGACGACGACGACGACGACGACGACGACGCGACGUUCCUCCGCGCGGCUCGCGACGCGCGCGAGCGGCGGGAACGGCACCGCCGCGGGCGCCGCCGCGGACGCGGCGUCCUACCGCGUCCUCGCGUUCGAGGACUCGUACAAGAUCGAGUCCAUGCUCCGCGACGCGGGCGUACGAUACGCGCACAUCGAGCAGCGAUGGGACUCGCGCGACCCGAUCGAAGCCAUUCUCGAGUUCGGACGCGUGGACGUCCUCCUCCUGGACUACUACCUCCCGCCGAUGACCGGGUACAAAGUCCUCGAGCGCGUGAACGCGGCGGUGCGCGAAGGUUUGAUCGAGCGACCGAAGCACAUCAUCGGCAUGAGCAGCGUGAUGUCGUGCAACCGAGAGCUGAUCGGACUGGGCGCCGACGCGGGCUUCGUGAAGUGGGACGUCGGGCUGUGGGACGGGUGGAGCCGCGUCGCGGACGACGAGAACCGCGGGUGGCCCGCCGCGAGCGGUUGA
Messenger RNA from Micromonas pusilla CCMP1545, 570 nucleotides. RefSeq lists its product as uncharacterized. The coding region runs from base 1 to 570 and encodes 189 amino acids. The transcript has a single exon. The record is from RefSeq and is a predicted model, not a curated record. NCBI's taxonomy places the organism in Eukaryota, Viridiplantae, Chlorophyta, Mamiellophyceae, Mamiellales, Mamiellaceae.